AUGUGGGAGGGUGGGUGGGAGCCAAAUGCUACCAAUUGGGGGCUAAAUGCCACCAAUGUAACUUACAGGUCGUUGGAUGAGAGGGUACAGGUCGCUGCGAUCACAUGUGCCUUCAGCAAUGCCAAGACGAGGAGUCAACGUGCAGCAGAGGUGGACGCCGAGUACGACACGUUGCAGUGGUCAAGGCCCGUGGUAGCAGGGGAAUGGGCAGCGAUGCGAUCGGCAAUGGAGAAGAGGUACGGUCAUCUGGAGGACAAGAUUUACCCUUCGAAAGAAUUCGUCGAAAAGAAGUUGGCAGAGAUCGAAGGGGGUGAAUACCGUGCCGAAGACCUGACUGAAGUCGUAUCGAAAGAGGAAAUCGAGCCGGAUGGCGUGGUGCCCAUUUGGGACUCCAAGGGCCGCCUGGCCAUGCGCAAAGCCUCGACAAAAGUGCCCGAGCCAGCGAACGCUGAAGAACUUCGGCGGCGGCUGAGCAUUUGGAAGAAUGCCAUGGUUAUGAUUUCCCUGAAGCAUUCCAAUCGGCAUGAGCUUCAAGGGGCUUGGGAGGAGACGGUUGAGCAGUACAAGGACUACUUGUUGGGGGACUAUGUGUACGGUCUCAGUGCAAAAGACGCUGAGGGUCAGACCUUUGCUGCACCACCCUGGAAGUUAGUCAUUGCCUAUGAGAAGGCCAUUCGCAAGCAGGCGGUGAAGCUCACGAAUACAGAGGGCAAGCCAUUGACAGUGGCGCUCAAGAUGGCCUGGAAGGAUGCAACAGUGAAAGAGAGGAACUUCACGACGCCACUUGCCCUGUACGCCAAGCGGCCGCUGCCUCCAUGGCGUGAGCAGCCGGCACAGAAGCUUGCACCACGAAAGAAUGUCCGAGUGGAGAUCACGGAGCUGGAUAUUCAAGCUGAUCGACGGUGGAAGGGGCUUGAGGCGCCAUUCCAUGAUGGAGGAGGACUGGCUUCGCCUGGAAGGUGGGUGCCGCAAGAGAGAAAGAACCUGGAGGGCAAGGAAUGGGUGGCUGUGAGGCACCAGUUUCGUCUUGCUGCCGUUAGGCGCCUGGGCAGUAUGGCGGAAGUGGAGAAGGAGGCCUUCAGGAUGGCGAGAGGCGGUGACGCCUUUCAACUGGUCAGAGAUGAUAGCUUUUUGAAGGAGAUCAGGUCAAUUUUGUCGGAGAGGCUGGGCAUUGCGGCACAAGAUACCCCAGAGGCUGGGCAACCUUUCUUUCUGGACCUCAUGAAGGGCAUCCUUGAGAAGGCGGGGGAUCCGGACAGUGGUUUCUUGGAGCAAGCCAAGACUGGGCUCCCGCUUGGGGUGCUGAGUGACCUCCCAAGGACGCCAUCGAUCUUUGAGGAGCAGGUGAAGUGGAACUUGGAGGGCGAAGUGGGCAGCGAUGCAGUCUUGCAGAAGGAGAACUACUCGUCGGCAGCUGAGCACGAGAGGUACCUAGUGGAACACCUGGAACAGGAGGUGUCGGAGGGCCUCAUGAUCAAGAUGAAAGAGAGUGAGUUCAUUGAGGCCUUUGGCGAGAACAGGGCAGUGGCAGCCCUUGCAGUGUUGGUUGAAGACGAGCUCACGGGCAAGAAGAGAGUCAUCCAUGAUGGAACGCACGGAGUCAUGGUCAAUCAUCGGAUCAAAUGCAGGGACAAAGUUCGGAUGCCGGGGCCUCGUGAGAAGAGGGCCCUCCUUGAAGAGUAUGAGGCAGGCAGGCAGGUGAUCCUGUCUCUGGUGGGGGAUUUUGCAAAAGCCCACCGGAGGUUCAAGUACGCUGGUGAAGAGCAGGGCUUUUUGGCGUGCAAGGCCUCGUCGACUUCAGAGACGGUCUACAUCAAUCAGGUUGGCACGUUUGGUGUGGCAUCAACGCCUUAUUGGUGGGCUAGGCUCAGCGCAGCAUUGAUGAGGACAGUAUACUGGGUGUUGGGGGAUAGUUUCCCUGACGACAUGUUGCUGUACGCGGAUGACCUGGAGGUAUUGGCGGUUGGCCGUGAAGGGCGAGUUGGCGCUGUUCUGGCAUUCUCCCUCAUGGCUGCGUUGGGGGCGCCUUUCAAAUGGGCAAAGCAGAGAGGUGGGCUCACGUCAGAAUGGAUUGGGCUCACGACGGACUAUCGGACCUUCUCGAUGGGGCUCUCAGAGAGAAGGGCAGGGUGGCUCAUUGAUUGGAUAGGUUCCCUGAGGCUUCGCAAGGAGGUGGAGUACAGAGAAUUUUCAGCUGGGCUAGGGAGACUUGGCUUUGCUGCCUUGGCCCUCCCAUGGGAAAGGCCGCUUCUUGGGCCGCUCUAUGCCUGGUCAUCAGCAAUCCAGUCGAAUCGAG
Molecule: messenger RNA, 2296 nt
Organism: Durusdinium trenchii
Lineage: Eukaryota; Dinophyceae; Suessiales; Symbiodiniaceae
Source: the annotation of a GenBank genome assembly